AUGGAGUCUAAGAAACGUAUAAAGAUCUGCUGGGGCACCAGCGUACAGUCAGCUUCUUUCCGCCAAACCAUCGUCAACCACAAAACAGGCACCGCACGAACGUGGGAGAAGCAAGAGCCAAGUCACUGGAAGCAAAAGGGAACUGUAUUGGGCAAUCCGGAAGAUCCAGAGAAUUACUACAGUGAACGGAAGAGUUUGGGUGUUCCGAGACGACAAGAUUAUAAGCUGCAGUCUUCUUCCACUUCAUCUUCAUCAUCUCCAGAAGAGAAAGAUAAUAGUAAACCCGUGGACAAGACAGCAGACUACGACACCAGCCAACUUUAA
This is a messenger RNA of Cercospora beticola, 324 nucleotides long. RefSeq lists its product as uncharacterized. NCBI's taxonomy places the organism in Eukaryota, Fungi, Ascomycota, Dothideomycetes, Mycosphaerellales, Mycosphaerellaceae. The record is from RefSeq and is a predicted model, not a curated record.